GUUUCAAGAUGGCGGCUGCGCAGAUAACAAUGGCGAGAAGGCGAAGAGGGUCUGGGGGACUGUGAAGCGGGAGGGCUGGUUGCAGGGAACAGGUUGCUCUCAUCGUUUCUCUCCCCAGAUGGCGGAUUUUGUGGUUCCCCGGCACAGCGCGGUGAUGGAGCGCCUCCGCCGGCGGAUAGAGCUGUGCCGGCGGCACCACGGGAACUGCGAGUCCCACUACGAUGCAGUGGCCGGAGAGAGGCUGGAGAUAGAGCGGCAGCACACCUUCCAGCUGCACCAGCGCUGCCUGCAGGCCAAGGCCAAGCGAGCCGGCAAGCACAGGCAGCAGCCGCCUGCCAACACGGACGCUGCGCGGAGUAACCAGGCCAGCAGCGGCACCAUGGAGCCGGGAGACGGAGGCAGCAACGGGGAGCAGUGCAGGAACAGCACCCUGAUCGCGCAGCUUCAUGAAACCGUUAAAAGAAAGCUGGAUAGUGCAGCUUCGCCUCAAAAUGGGGAUCAACAAAAUGGAUUUGGUGAUAUCUUCUCAGUGUCCAAGAAGCUCCGACAUGAUGAUGGACUAACAUCAGUGAUUGGAUCAUCGAAUGGGAUGCCUCCAGUUUCUCCCUUGCAUCAGCUGGAUAGUAAGCCUCCCAAUGGAGAUUCUUUGCAGUUAAAUGGCAGCCAUUCAAUUGGACUUGAUGGUGUCAGUAAAAAGUGUCUCCCAGAUGCUGGUUUGCAGCUAAAUGGUAAUGGAGAUGCUGAUGACUUCACACUUUGCCUUGGCAAAGAAAUGAAACAGGAGCCCGUGGAUGACUUGCCAUGUAUGCUUUCUGGAGUUGGUGGGUCCAUGUCUCAAAAUAAUUUGAUGCCAGACCUUAACCUGAAUGAACAGGAAUGGAAGGAACUCAUCGAGGAACUUAACAAAUCUGUUCCUGAUGAGGAUAUGAAGGAUAUUUUCAAUGACGACUUUGAGGACAAAAAGGACAAUGACGCCUCAAAUUCUGCUACACAGACCCCAUCAACACAAGACAUUCACAUCAAAACUGAGUUUUCUCCUGCAGCAUUUGAGCAGGAUUCCCUUGGGUCACCACAAGUCAGGUCACCACAAGUCAGGUCACCACAAGUCAGGUCGUCACCUUUUGGUGGAGCUAAUUCAGUGCCUACAAGCAGUUCAUCUCCAGUGGUAGGUGGUUCCCAGACGGUGUUCCAGCAGUCUUCUGGGACAGAAUCAUCCAACCAGACAGCAAUGCAGCCUCCAAACCAGUCGCAGAAUGUGCAGAGACCUUUACCCAAUGUAUUAAUGAGUGGACAGGGUGCUGGAACUACCAAAGAGAUGUCCUCAACGCACCAACUUCAGCAGAUUGCAGCUAAGCAAAAGAGGGACCAGUUGCUGCAAAACCAGCAGCAGGCUCAGCAGGUCCAUCAGUCAAAUCAAAUGACCAACUGGCAACAGUCAAGAUCUUCUCAAAGUCCUCUAGGUGUUCCGUAUAGCAUGGACAAACCAACCAGCCCUUCUGUUUACCAACAAGACUUUAAUAACCAGAAACUUAUGAUGCCUAAAAUGAACAAAAAUUCCCCCCGUGGGGGAGGCUCCUACAUGCAGCCCAACCACGUAAACAUGAUUGGUCAUAAACCAUCGAGCAGUUUAAAUCCCAACCAUUCUGUAGGUCCCAAUGCCAUGCUGGAUUAUGGCAACACCAUACCCCUCUCACAUUAUGAGGCAGACUGUGGUCCAGGGGUUGUAACCCAAAAUCAGAACAAGAAUGUAAUGAUAUCAUAUCUCCAGCAGAGGCAGCAGCAGUCCUCGCAGCAGCAAUUGCCUCCAAUGACAGAGGAACAGAGCCGAAUGUUUAUGAUGAAACAGAAGGCUGGAAUUCCUUAUAGACCAUUAGUAUCACAUGGGCAGGACCAGAAUCCUCAGCCCAAUGUGGCUCGUGUCCCUGUGUCUGUGGGAGGACCUGGUGUGGUGGCACAGCCCCCUACUGUGUCUAUGGCUGGUAACCAUGGAAAUGCACCUUACUUGAACAGUCAACAGCAAGCCCUGAUGAAACAGCAGCAACAACAGCAGCUUCUCCUAGAACAGCAGAAACAGCGAGAGCAGAAGCAGCAGUUACUCCUGGAGCAGCAGAAACAGCAGUAUCUUCUCGGUCAGCGACAGCAGCAACAGCAGCAGCUGCUUGCAGAGCAGGAGAAGCAAAGGCACCAACAGGAGCAACUACAGCGGCACCUUACCAGACCUCCUCCUCAGUACCAGGACCAGCAGCAGAAUUCAUAUCCACAGCAGACAGUAGGCCCUUUUCCAGGGUCAACUUCAGUUAUGCCUGGGGUGAACAAUAUGGCGCAUCAGACUUCAGGAAGUCCACGCAUGUUUACUCAGUCACAGCCUAUGCUUCAGAUGGGAGGGGGGCAUGCCGCAGUUCCACCCUUGUCUUCUGUUGCAAAUUCUCAAGAACGAGCUGUUUCCCAAUACCCCAAUAUGCAGAAUGUGCAGCGUAGCGGAAUGUACAAUAUGGGAUCCGGUCUCCCACAGAUGGUUCAAAAUCAUGCAGCACAGGGUAACAUGUCUAAUGGACAGCCACAGAUACAGAGGCAGCCAAACAUGGGUCAAGGAAACACACUACCCACUGGUUAUGGACCAAACACUAUGGCAAAUUCUGCUCUGGCAGCACAGCAUAAUAAAGCAGGGAUGAACCCUGCUAUAUCUAAGAGCCAGAUGCCAAGAAUGCCUGCCAUGGCAUCUCAAAAUCCAGGGUGGCAACAUCAACAAAUCCAAAACAUUAACAAUCAGGCUCAAGGAAAUACUGGCUUGAGUGCAUUCAAUGCUGCCAAUCCUGGUUUUCAUCUCCAGCAGAAUCACCACAAGAUACCUAACCAACCAUUUGUCCAGGGCCUUCCACAAGUUGGUCUAGGAGCUGGUCGACCUAUGAACUCGUUGAACGGUUCCGUCCCUGGUCAGAUGAUGCAAAAUAUGGCUUCCCAACAAAGGACAAAUCCUGCCACUCAGCAGCCAACACCUAACCAGCAGGUCCUACCUGUGAUGAACCAAGCAGUGCCAGACUUGACAGCGUUCAGCCAGAACCCAGGUCAACAAAUGGCUAACAGAGUUGGGCUUCAUUGUAAUCAAAAUUACCAGGUUAGAGCAACAGGUCAGGACAUGCAGUUUGGAUUUGGUGGACAGUCGGGCAACGCUGGGUUACAGAACUUGUCAGGGGACGCAGAUUUGUUGGACUGCUUGCUCAAAGACAGGACUUCGGCAGAAGAGUGGAUGAAUGACUUGGAUGAGUUUUUGGGGAACCAUUGAUACAGAGCCUGGGAUUUUUUACAUAAUGGUUUUGAGAACAUUUUGGUGCAUUUUAUGAAAAAAAUAUGAAAAACUUAAAUGUAAAUUUUCUUUGGACCAAAAACCUGUGCCAUUGAGAUGCUGUUGUUCUUGAGGCUGGAACAUACAAUGGCCUGCUGCUUCCUUUCCUACCCCUGUUGACCACAAAUGCCUGGAGCAUAUGUGGGUUUUUCUGCUCGCCACUGCCCGUCUGUCAUUAAUGAUGGCAGGACCCCUCUCCCUAUCUCUACAAAUGCCUUAUUUUUCAUAAGCACUGUGGGGAUUGGUAGGUCCUCAGUAGCAGAGAGCCAGUUGAAUGCUACUUUUUUGUUUUGUCCUGUAUUUGUAAGCUAUAGCUUAAAUCUCAUCACUGUGUUUACCCCUGGUUGCGGCAACUUCAUCACAAAACCCCAUUAUUGCUGUACCUCGCCCCACUGUGAAAUUGCCCACCAGAGAUGUGCUCUGUUUCUUCUUUGGGUGGCUGAGAAGCUGUUUUGUUCCUAAGGCCUUAUCUGUAAACUUCACGAUUCCUUUUUAUUUUUGUAAUAUCUAGAAGAAUAUUCACUGUUGGAGCUUUAGGAAAGAACAGCAGCUCCAGCUCCCAACUCUGUGCCCUGUAUAUGUAUUAUAUAAUCUUGCAUUUUUAUUGAUGAUCUUAAAAAGUUGUUCCAUCACUGUUCCAGUUGUACACCCCUUCGUUCAAUAAUUACUAGAAAAAUGAGUUUAUGAAAAACAAACCUGAAGAAUGAGAUGGAAAGCCUCCUGCUGUCCUACAGUGAGAAGGAAUUAUGUUGAGAUUUGCUACAUUGCAUUUAAAAUUCAGUCAGUUGCUCCUUAGCAACAUACCAGAAACAGUUACUUUGUUGGUAAUAGAACAUGCAGAAAAAAUUACUGAAGAAUAUUGCUAAGGAUCAACUGACCUAGUAGUAAAGGAACACUAAACGAAGCAUAAAAGUAAGAAAUAAUAAAGUGCCCAAAAUGUUUUGUUUUGUAGGAAUGUUGCAGAAUACACCAAUCUUUAACUUCCUUUUGUUCCCUUUCCUUAUCACCUGGCCUUUUACUAUAGUAGUGGGAGAGAGGUUGUGCUGUGGCCAGUUGCCUUACAGAGAGAGAUUUAUAACCUGAGUGAGCAGGAUUGAUGACCAUUUGGAACAUGUAUAUAAGGUUUGUGUAUUUCUAGCAGUUGUGAUUUAUCCAGUCUUCUCUUGCAAAUGAAAGCUCUGUUUGAAAUCCUGCUGAUCAGCACAUUGGGUGCCCCAUUAUAUUCAGGCAAUAGAUCCUAUGAGAAUAAUUGCAAAUAACAAAAAUUCUACCAACACCUUCUACUGACUGGAUACACUACGAUGUACAAGUUGUAUAGAUAUGGCGCCAUCCAAACACAUACAUUGCCAGAUGUUAACUAUAUGGAUCUUGCUUCCAUUAAAAAACACCUUUAUACACAUAUAAAACUAUGCAAUGAUGAGAUUUCCUGCUGUCCUAUGUUCAUCAUUUGGUAUAGCUCUAGUUUAUUUGGCUCCCACAUCACAUACAGUCUUUCACAUUGUAUGGAGUGUAACCAGGGUGCUGGCAGUGGGCUCAUUGAACCUAAUGUGUACCUGUACUUUCAGUAAACGUUUGAUAUGUCUAAGGGACAUAUCAAAAGUUUAGAUCAGUGGGGGGUCUAAGUGCUGAGACCCCCGCGACCUCUAGAAUGAGGGGAAAGAAGCGCUUCUAUCGCCUCGUAGCAUGAGGCAGGCUCAUAGACUUUCCUCCUGUCCUCCAGUGAGGAAAGGGCACGCUAAGCAAGCCGUUCUCUCCCCCCGUUCUAGAGAUUAAUGGGGGUCUCAGCGCUCAGACCUUCACCGAUCUAAACUUUCUCUAUGAAAUAUCAAACGUAUACUGAAAUUACAAACAAGUGAAAAUGAAGUUACUUGUCAGUUGAAAAAUGAGUUAUAACAUUGUUGACCCUUCUUAUAACCUAACAUCUUAUUACACAAAUACAUUUUUGAGGAGAUCUGCUCCCUCCCCAUUAGAAUCUCAACUGGUUGGGUUGAUUUAUUACUUUGUCCACUUUUUUUUAUUGCAAAUCUAGCUGUGAACUUGUCUUGAGUUGUAGACAAUGACCUAAAACUAGGAGGUAACAUAACAGUUAACCUGUUUAUUACUGUACAUUAGACCUGAGAUUUUCUUAACUUCUGACCAGUCCAUGAUUUUUCACCAUUGUGCCUUUUAGAAGCUGUGGCAGGACUUCUGUACUGUUAAAGAAGUCUGUGCAGCCUAUAGUUCCCCAGUAAUGUUAGGCUAGUUUUUGUCAGGGCCCUUAAAUUGUCUUAUUAAAUGUUGCAUAGGUGUUGCCCUUAAAGGGCUUUUCCUAGAUAAUAUUGAUGUACUAGUCUUAGGAUAGGCCAUAAAUAUCUGAUCGGUGGGGGUCCGAUUCUCAAUAUCCCUACCGAUCAGCGGCUUGAAGAGACCACAAUAGUUGGGUGAGCACUGCAGCCUCUUCACGGUCUACACUGCACUGUACUCCUAAACGUCAUACACAUAGCAGCAUGUCUUCUGAGUAUUGCAGUUUUGUCUCACUCACUUGAAUGGCACAAGGCUACAGUACCCAGUGCAGCCCACUACCAAGUUUCCUGGGUACAGAACAAUAUAUUUUAAUUACUGCAAUUGACUAGUCUUUUGUGGUUUUUGAUUUAUAACGUAAAAAAGGGGUUGAGUGUGGGGUAAGGCAGUCAUUUUUUUUUUGUAGAUCGAUGCCCACGUUUUUGAAAAUAAAGUGGACUAGUCUUCUGUAUUCCAUCCUUUGUACACUAAUGAUGGGUUUAUGGGUUUGCAGAGUAGUUAACUUAAAGGACUUUCUGUGAGCAGACAGUAAACUGUGGAAGUUACUGUAUUCUUUCUUACACUAGAGAUCUGGAGGGAGUGACAAACCAUCAUUUUUAGAAACUUUGGUUAUUUCCCCUUCUAGCUCUGUAUUUCUUCCUGUAGAUGACAGUUAUGGAACACUUGAGUACAUUUCCACAGUUGUGCUGAUGUGGCUCCAGUCUAUACAAAUUUUUUCUAAUUAUGCAUUUAACAAUUCUGCACCUCCAGAGAGGCCUGUAUGACGCUUGAGAAGUCAGUGAACACUUCCAAGCAAAUGGAUUGUGGCAUCUCAUGAAUUUGGUGUUUUUAUGGUAAAAAUGUCUGCCUCAAUUAUGUUUGUGAUACAGGUAAUCCAGAACCAAUGAAAUUCUUGAAUAGAAAGGAAAUAUGAAAAUUGCAGAUGUCAAUAUUGCCCAAUAUGGUCACGGAUAGUAUAUACCGUAUUUAUCGGCGUAUAACACGCACUGGCGUAUAACACGCACCC
Molecule: messenger RNA, 6629 nt
Organism: Bufo bufo (common toad)
Lineage: Eukaryota; Metazoa; Chordata; Amphibia; Anura; Bufonidae
Gene: MAML1
Product: mastermind like transcriptional coactivator 1
Exons: 5
Coding region: 119-3283 (1054 amino acids)
Biological process (GO): Notch signaling pathway; positive regulation of transcription of Notch receptor target
Cellular component (GO): nuclear speck; nucleoplasm
Molecular function (GO): transcription coactivator activity
Source: RefSeq, a predicted model, not a curated record